Colletotrichum siamense is the source of this 1815-nucleotide messenger RNA. Its product is annotated as putative transcriptional regulatory protein. The transcript has 5 exons. Lineage: Eukaryota; Fungi; Ascomycota; Sordariomycetes; Glomerellales; Glomerellaceae. The record is from RefSeq and is a predicted model, not a curated record. Gene Ontology annotation, biological process: DNA-templated transcription. The coding region runs from base 1 to 1815 and encodes 604 amino acids. Gene Ontology annotation, molecular function: zinc ion binding; DNA binding.
AUGGAGUCGGAGCACACGCCAAAGACCAGUGUUAUUCCGAGAGCGCAACUUCACGAAAGGUUGAGAGCCGUCGAAGACGCCCUCCGAAACCAGACAGAAAAUCACGCAAACAGACACACCCCAAAUUCUACUCCAAAUACGACGCCUAAUGUCGAAGAUGACUCCUCAACGCAUCAUUGUUUGUGGGAAGACCAGCCGGUGUCUUUCGAGGGCGACUCAUCUUUCAGGCAACAAACGUACUUGGCGAGCCAGAUAGAGGAGUUGAAAGUCGAAGCCGCUCAGUCACCAAUUGUAGUCGACGAGCUGGAGACGUUACGAGGAAUUUGCCAGAGCCAUGAGCGAAUGGAGCCGAAACAGCUGCGAAGACUACCCCAUGUGGGAAAAGGCUCGCAGCUGCAACUUCCACCUUCAGAUCUGGUGAUCCGAUUGCUCCGGACUGUUAGUGAACAAUCAAUACUGUUUCUGUUCUACGCAGUUGAGAACCGGGUGCAAGUCGAAGACCUAUGCCGCAGGGUCUACUUCUCCGUGGACCCGGUGACCAUCGGCGAGGUCACUCUCCUAAAUGGGUUCUUGUCAGUCCUCUUGCGCGACAUCGAUUUCGAGAAACACCCGGAAUUCGAUCCCCAGGAAACAAGCCGUGUGUACAACUUGUGCCAUGCAAACUUCAAGUCCGGCAUCGAGACCUACGAGGUCAUGGCGGUACCGACAUUCGAACAUACUCUAAUACUUUCCAUAGCGUCGUUACGAGCACAACAAGACGGAAACCUUGCAUUGCAAUGGACGGUAAUGUCUGCAGCCGCAAGACACUGUCUCGCCCUGGGCUACAAUCGGAAAGCAAGAUUAGCGACGUUGUCGAGAGAAGAGGCCCGCAGAGCGCGACGCCUGUUCUGGCACGUCUAUUUCGCAGACCGCGGUCUGACUCUGACUCAAGGCAAAGCCGCAAUCAUCCAAGACUUUGACAUCGACGUGGAACCUUUCGAGAUCUCCAAUAAACCCGAGCGACGCCCAUGGGACACCUCCUUUUCUGCAUUCAUCGAAUUCGGACGGAUACAAUCCAAGAUCUACGAGCACCUCUAUUCCCCGGCGGCUUCGAGGACGAGCGACGAGGAACGCAGUGCUUCGGUAGCACAUCUUACGAAGCGGCUGUCGGCGUGGUACGACUCGUGGCGAAGCGUGGACUAUACGCAUGCUUAUCGCAAAGAACUAUUUCAAUUCACCUUUGACGGGCUCGAUGUGGUUUACUACUCCAUUCUAACACUAGUUCAUCGUGGAGCCAACUCAUCGAACUCCGCGAGCUCCAUAACUGAGGAGUGCUUCGACGCGGCAAGAAAGGGACUCACGGCGCAUGCGACCGCCUUCCCUCGGUCCGCGUCUGGGGGUUACGCCGCGUUGUUCAGUUACGCAGUCUGGACACAUCUCUACUCCUCCUUUACUCCCUACAUAAUCACAUUCCUCCACUGCAUCAGACACUCCGACGUCGAAGACCUCAACCUGCUCCGAAGUACCCUGGAAAUCAGCGAGCGACUCAGCGGGUUGGUCGAGUCAUGCAAGCGGCAGUACGAGCUGUGCAGGUCUCUGUACCGCAUCGCGGAGGCAUACAUCAAGUCGAAGAAAGGCAUCGCCUUCGUGGACGGAGCGCUCGAGAACACUAUCCACCUGCCGCUGCAGCAGCCUGCCAUGGAGAACUGGCCGACCUUUGACUCGCAGUUGGAGCCGAACGCUUUCCCGGAUCUACACGUGGACGAGUGGAAUAGUACGUACAUGGGGCAGAUGUCAUUUACCUUGGACAAUCAGCUAGGCAAGGGUAAUACUUAA